Paramecium sonneborni is the source of this 1744-nucleotide messenger RNA. NCBI's taxonomy places the organism in Eukaryota, Ciliophora, Oligohymenophorea, Peniculida, Parameciidae. The record is from the annotation of a GenBank genome assembly.
GUAUUUAUAUUUUAAAAUGAGUUAAUCCAUUAAAGUAAACUAUAUUGAUAAUUCCAAGAUAUAAGAGGCUGUGGUACUUGAUGAUAUUGAAAUCAUUUAGAAUAAAUAUGUAAUGUGUUUAAGAAAAGUUCUUGGAAAGGUAUAUUUUAUUAAAAUUAAUUAAUAGGGAAGCUAUGCCUUUGUCUAUCAGGGUUAUAUGAAAGAGAAUGAAAAUGAAUAAAUUGCUAUUAAAAUCAUUCAAAAGUUAGGAACUGAAUAAAAAAGGAAAUCGUUUGAUGUUUUAUCUAAUUUUAUAAAAAGAGAAAAACUUAAUCAUGGGAAAUUAUAAAGUGAAAAUAUAGUAAAGUAAUUAUUAAUUUUAAAUAAUAAGGAUGAUUGAUUUUGUUGAAGAUGAAGGAAGUAUUUAUUUCAUUUUAGAAUUUUGUGAAGAAAAAUCCCUUUCUGAUAAAUUAAUAAGUGGUCCACUUAAAGAAAAUGAAGCCCUUUGGAUUUUUAAAUAAGUUUUAAAUGGGUAUAGAGAAUUAAUUGAAUCAAAUAUUAUUCAUAGAGAUUUAAAACCAGAAAAUAUUCUAUUUUCAAAAGGAAUUGCAAAAAUAGGAGAUUUUGGUUUUUCUAUAUAUUUAGAUGACUUAAAUACAACUUCAGACCAUACAAAACUAGGAACUCCUUUAUACACUGCACCUGAAAUUUCAACUGGGAAAUAUUCUUCCAAAGCAGAUAUAUGGUCAUUAGGUGUUAUUCUAUAUUAAAUGCUAUAUGGUUAUGUUCCUUUUGAUAUUUCAGUCCCAAAAGAUUUAGAAAAAUCUAAAAAACUUCCUAUUAAAUACCCAAAUACAAUUAGUGUUGAUGUAAUAGCAUUAUUAUAAAAAAUGCUUGUUGUUGAUCAAAAUUAAAGAAUAAGUUGGCAAGAUCUAUUUGCAGAGAAUCUUGUAGGAUUGAUAAAAGCUCAAUAAAGUUAAAUUUAAGAUUAAGUUACUUAAUCGAAAGUUAUAAAAAUUGACUAAAAACUUGAUAAAGAGAUGAAAGUUUAAAAUAUCUAUAAUUAUUUUAUUUAUGUAUCCGAUAUUCUUACCUUUAUCAGAAGUUUAAUCUGUGAAAUAUCGAAACUUCAAACUGCUGUAAAAUUUUCAAAAGAGCAAAUAAAACAUUAUAAUAUCAUUACUACAAAAUAUUUAUUAAAUGAAAUUAAAUUUUAUUUAAGAGUUUUGAAUGGAGAAGUAAAAUAAUCAAAAUUAUUUUUUAUUAGAUGUUAAUGUAAUUAUUAAUAUUACCAAAUGAUUUUCAACUAUUUAAGAAAAGUGAUCAGUAUUAUUAAGUACUUAAUAAUUUCAAAUGUAAUUCGGAGACUUUAGAACAAUUCUAUCAAAAAAUUAAAGAAGCAUAUGAUAAGUAUUUUUAAUAAAUCUAAGUUUAAAAUACAAAUAAAGAAAUAAUUAAACAAUUUGAGUUUUACAGUGAAGGAUUGAAAUAAAAUGAAAACAAUUCUAAAUUUUAUGAAGCAUUCAAUACAAUUUACUUAAAUCUGGUAGAUCAUAUAAUAGAGAAAGUGAAUCAUCAAAAAGUUUUAAUAGAAGAAAAGGACCAUUUAUUUAGAACAUUAAUAAAAUUAUUACAUUGUUUUUAACCAUUGUAGUUUAGUCAUCAUAAAUUGGAAGCAUUUAAAGUUGAAUAAAAGCUACGAACUUCAUCAAGUUUAGAAAAAGAAUUUAAUGAACUUUAUUAUUAAUUGCUUUCUAAGAGUUGA